Aureobasidium musti is the source of this 2379-nucleotide messenger RNA. Lineage: Eukaryota; Fungi; Ascomycota; Dothideomycetes; Dothideales; Saccotheciaceae. The record is from the annotation of a GenBank genome assembly.
AUGCCAUCCAAAACCUCAUCUCAUCCCCGCCGUCGUCAGGGCAGUCCCUCAACCACUGCUGCCCUGAUCGACUCCCUUGCUGGCCUGUCCAUUCAAAAAGGAACCACCUUCCACUCUCCAUCCUCAAACAAGUCAGAACUCUUCAACCCUCUUGACGCUGUCGCUCGGUCCAUGACAACCCGCUCCGUCACAAGCCCCAAAGCCCUCGAAGAUUUGCUCAUCGGUGCUGGCGAACGUAGAGCUGCAGACCUCCUUGCCAAAGUCGAUCAAGUCAUCGCUGACAACAACUCUGCUGCUGCUCUUGGAAAGCUCCUCUCCGAGCCUGAAGCCUUGCCCCACCCUCGCUGUGUUCUCGACAACUCUGGUCUUGAAGGCAUCGCCGAAGAACGUCGUGAUAGUCCCAACAAUGCUUAUGACAGUGGUCUGGGUUCUAGCAUUGCCGAUUCUGACGAAUUCGACACCAAGAAGACCAAGGCUUCGACCAAAGGCUCCGCAUUGAAGAGGUCUCCCUCUUCAGCCUCAAGCUCGUACGCUGACGAACACCUCAGCGAGUUCGCAUGCGAGCAGAUCCACAACUACAUCGUCAAGCCUAUUCUCAAGCAACAGGCUCUCAAGGACUUCCAUCCCCUUGUUAGAGGUGUUCCUCGACGCAUCGCUUCUCGCCAAAUUACCACCCUACGUGAUCUCGAGAAGAUUUUAGUCUUCUUGGCUCCUGAUUACUCUCGUACUCCUUCUGAUUAUCUCAACUUUUGCGAAACCUACAUCGACUGUCUUCACGCUACUGUCGACAUCGUCCACGAAUCAGACCACUGCUCACCCUCAGAUCGUCCCUACACAAGCAACUACUUCAUCGACUUGGUCGGUCAAAUCCGCAGAUACGCACAGAUCGUGGCAUCAACUCGCGCAAAGACUGAACGUGGAGAAGCACUCGACGAAAUGGAUGUUACUCCUAAUGAACGCCUGCAACUGCGGGGCGGCCACCUCCGAGGAGGAGCCGACAGUGUGACUCACAACACUCCCCUCCAACUCGUCCGCCACAAAGAUGGCAAAGACAUUUCUCUGCUCGAUGGCUCCGUCCUUUCUUCUGGUGCAGACCACUCCAUGUCUUCAUCGAAGCGUCCCAUCAUGGCCGAUUCUUUGAAUGAUGACGUGGAGAGGUCCAUGGCACGUCGUAGAAAGGGCGAGCCUAUCAAGACGUACGACUGUGGCUUUGACGGAUGCGACAAGAUCUUCCGCCGUCCUUGCGACCGUACGAAACACAUGAAGAGUCACGAGCGUCCUUGGAAGUGUCCUCACACUGACUGCAAGUAUCACGAGGAGGGCUGGCCCACCGAGAAAGAGUGUGAACGCCACGUCAACGACAAGCACGCCGAGUCUCCCAUCAUGUAUGCCUGCUACUGGUCAACCGUAAACAACUGUCCCUACCAGUCAAAGCGACUCAGUAACUGCAAGUCGCACAUGGAGAAAGCCCAUGGCUGGGUAUACAUUCGUUCAAAGACCACUGUCAAAAACGGCAAGACCAAGGUGAAGCCUGAUCAAAAGGAGCCUGUACAGCAACCUAUCAAGUUGAUUGGAGGUGUCGCUGCAAGUGCAUCAACUCCAUCGACUUCAUCGGCCUCUGCGUCUACAUCCACAACCCCAUACAUGCAGACGGAGCAGUACCCUCCAGUGAGUGACCUGUCUACCACCUUGACUUCUCCUCAAGAGUUCUCGGUGCCCUCUAUGGCCCAAGGUAUCAUGACUCCCUUCGAGAGCCCCGAGUUCAACAUGGCUAUGGACUUUCAACCGGAGUUUGUUGAUCACUUCAACUUUGACUGGGCUAGUGCCUUUACUCCAGCCGUCAACAAUCCCAUGUACACUCCAUCUCUUGUUGAUGAUCGUCGUCUGUCGCAUGAUUCGUCGGCUGUCAGCACUGCACCCAACUCAACGCUGCUCCAAGGUGAGACAUCCUUCGAUGACGCAUUCAACCCUCCCACGCCUGAGGACAGUCCCCACUUCGUCGCCAACAGCGGUUUCAAGAUGGAGCAAAACUUCCAGGCAGGUCCAAGCAACUACAUCAGUGACCAGAGCAUGUUGUUCUCGCCACCCCAGUUCCUGGUCAAUGGUUCCGACCCUAUGCUCACUGCUCCCCAACCUCUGACCAACCAAGGAUUUGGUGGUGAUGCUUCUAUGGACAUGACCAUGGCUGAUGACGACUUCGACAUGUCCAAGUAUCUGCCUUCCGACUACAACAACACCGACUCUCUGUUCCCCUCAAACAACGACUAUGGUCUCGGAGCUCAGUUCGACGAGCAAUCGUUGUUCCCCUCGGACAGCAAUAACAACACAAUCAAGCCAAAGGAGAACCCCUACGCGAAGUUCUUCCCUGAGCUCCAGUAA